AUGUUUCAGAUGCCAUAUGCUAAUCAACCGAAUAUUGAUGUGACGGAAAUUACAAUUGACACAAUCAAGUUUGUACUCUCGAAUACGGAUCUGAGUGUCGCCAACUCUCUUCGUCGAGUUUUCAUAGCGGAAGUAGGUUUUAUUGUUAUAUUUUUCGAUUUUCUUACGGAGCUUCCAAAGCUAACUUGGCGCUCGUAGCGAAAAAGUUUCUCUCGUUCGAAAGCACGAGCCGAAUCGUAAGUAAACGCGGUAGAUCCCUUUGUGGUUAUUUGUUUUCGCCCACCCGACAAGAAAAUUACUUUAAAAGUUUAUUUUAAUUUGGAGGUUCGUCAGAAGGGCGGAGCUGCCCAAUCACAUUGAAAAUCCGCUACGUUUUACUGCGUUUCGUCUCGACACGGUGUUCCCAAACGGGGUGAGGAGACGUCAAAAAAAAAAAAUUUGGCGCGAAAUUUGAAAUCUACAGUACUUCAGCCGAAGGCGAUCGAACAAAAAAGUUAUUAACGUUUAAUACUCAGUGCAUUUUAUCCCUAGCGCGCACUAAAUUUUUUCUGUAAAUUCAGAAACUUUGACGCCUCGCUCACCUUACCUCACCCCCAUUAGAAAUGCCGUGCUCGACCCGUUGAACCAGAAAACUGUUUUGCUGGCCGCUUCAAAUUAGCUAUGAAAGCGUCAUUACAGAAUGUCAUGUUCAAAUAGAAUUUUAAAAAAUUUAAUUAGACAACAGCUGUUUUUUUCGUAUAGAUGACUUUCGUUUAAUACGCGAAAUUCAAUAUUUGGGAGCGUUCGGCAAUUUUAUGUUUUGUUAAAAGUUAUUGCGGGGAUUUCAAAGUUUUCAUCAGAGGGAGAAUAAAAUAACUAAAAUUUGAAGAGUCUGACAUAAUUUUUAAUUUCGUGGAGAUUUGAUUUGAACACGGAAUUGAUCUAAGUUUUGAAAUCGUGCGUAAAAGUCGCUCUAUCUUGUAGAAUUCAUUUUUUUUUUCACGGUCUUUGAAAAAAAAGGAAGAACACGCCAUUUUUUUCGAAACGCCAAAAUUACCUUGAACACGGAAAAAAGUUCACUUAUUUUCAAUGAGAGUUCUAAUUUGUUUCUCCGAUCUAAAAAAAAAACAUAAUUUCAAACUACACUCAUAGCUUUGAUCCCUGUUAUUCAUGUGAGGAUAGCUGAUUGAUAAAAUAAAGCAUGCUUAUCAGAAUUUAUCAGGGAUUAGUUUAAACGAAAACUCAUCAACGGGUUGUAAACUUCAAUCGAUCCCAGAUAUUUUCUCUAGAACAUUCCAGGUUCCGACAGUCGCGAUUGAUUGGGUUCAAAUCGAAACAAAUACCACGGUCCUACACGAUGAGUUCAUAGCUCACCGAAUGGGUCUCAUACCGCUGAUUUCGGAUGAGGCGAUUGACAGGCUACAGUACACGCGGGUUCGCGAUCUGUGUGCUACUCAAAUUCUAAUUUAAUUUUAUUGAGGACUGUGAAUGCACGGAAUUUUGUCCGGACUGUUCGGUUCUUUUCACUCUCUCCAAAAAGUGCACCGAUGAUCACACUCUUGCAGUUACUACAGAACACCUUCACAGCUCGGACGAGGUAAUCAAUCAUCUUUUGCAUAAGAUUAAAUAGAAAUGGAUGGGUUUGAGUAUUCCAUUCAAAUAUUUUUCUGGUGGUCACUAUUACUUUUUUCUCUCCGAAAUGAUUCACCUAAAGCACAAAAUUUUUCUUUUUUUUUCAGUUUUUGACAUAUUUUGGCUUACUUCCAUUCUCAAUUUUUCUCACUAGGGAACGUUUUUACCCCCGGUUGACCUUUUGCUGAACCUUUGAUAAAGUGUAGUUUAGGACCCUGAUUUCAGAACAAGAAGAAAAUUUAUCGCAAUAGAUUUCAUUUUCGAGUAGGACACUUCAAAAGCUCAAAAUAGCGCUUUUGUUCUGUUUUGCGGACUUUGAAGCUCCAUAACUCGUAAAAAAAGACCCAUUGCGAGGAUAAAUUUUUUUUUGUUUUGCAAUCAGGUGGUCCUAAAGAACACUUCAGCGAAAUUUCGCCAACUUUCAACCGGGGUGUGAAAAACGUUCCCUGAUUAAUGGAGUUUUUUUUUUUUUCUUUGUGAUUCUCAGUAUCGAUUCAACCUAGACCAUUAAAAACAUUGAAAUAGAUUUUUGAAUAGUUUUCUUCGUUUAUUUGAUCAAGAAGUUGAGAUUCUUAAGGGUUUUGUUUCAGUCAGUGUUUCCUGCUUGUGGGAGCUCAUCCAAAUCGCCGUACUUCAACGAAGAUGGCGCCAAUAGAGAUGAAAUUCUCAUUGUGAAAUUGCGUAAGGGACAAGAGAUCGAUUUGAAAUGUUACGCAAAGAAGGUUUGCCUUCUGUUCAGUUUGUACCAGUCCGAUUUCUUCGUAGGGAUUUGCUAAAGAACACGCCAAGUGGAACCCAACUUGUGGUGUUGGAUUUGAGUACGACCCGGACAACGCCUUGCGGCAUACCGUUUAUCCAAACGCCAGCGAGUGGCCAAAAGGCGAACAUUCUCAACUGGCCGAAGGAGACUACGAAGCGCCAUACGACCCGGAUGGCAGUCCUGAGAAGUUCUGGUUUACAGGUUUUCUAACAUUGCUUUGCUUCCACAAUGUGAAUGUUUUCCAGUUGAAAGCUCAGGAUCGUUGAGGCCUGUUAAAAUCGUCACAACUGGAAUAUCUGUUUUGAAGAAAAAAUUAGAAGAACUUCAGCAACAACUUCAGCAAGAGUUGAUGAAUCACGGACUCGGAAACUGA
Caenorhabditis auriculariae is the source of this 2744-nucleotide messenger RNA. NCBI's taxonomy places the organism in Eukaryota, Metazoa, Nematoda, Chromadorea, Rhabditida, Rhabditidae. The record is from the annotation of a GenBank genome assembly.